This is a messenger RNA of Chaetomium fimeti, 1014 nucleotides long. Its product is annotated as Saccharopine dehydrogenase-domain-containing protein. The transcript has a single exon. The record is from RefSeq and is a predicted model, not a curated record. Bases 1 to 1014 code for a protein of 337 amino acids. Lineage: Eukaryota; Fungi; Ascomycota; Sordariomycetes; Sordariales; Chaetomiaceae.
AUGCCGGAAUUAAUGAUUUACGGAUGUACGGGGUACACCGGCCGCCUUGUGGCCGAGUACGCAAAGUCACUUGGACUCGGCUUCAUCCUAGCGGGCCGGUCGGAGAACGGGGUACGGGCUCUCGCCGCUCGAUUCGAUGCGCGGUAUCGCGCCUUCGACCUCGGCGACGAACUCCUCAUCGACGCGUCCCUACAAGACGUCUCAGUUCUCCUAAACUGCGCCGGCCCCUUUGCGCGCACAGCAGGCCCGCUCAUGGAGGCCUGCAUCCGAAGCGGAACCCACUACCUCGACGUUGCCGCGGAGCUCGACGGCUAUCACCUGGCGGACGAGUUGGAUCGGAAAGCAAGGGAAGCAAAGGUCAUGCUCAUGCCGGGGUGCGGAGGCAGCGUUGCGAUGCUCGGAUGUCUCGCCGGCCACGCGUUGGAGCGCGUCGAGCGCCCGGUUUCCCUGGAUAUCGCUCUAUGUGUCGCAGGACCAAUGUCGCGUGGUUCGGUAGUCAGUGCAGCGGAAAGCAGUCUGGCGACUCAAUGUCUCGAGCGUGUUUGGGGAGCCCUAGCACAGAAGCAGGAUGCCGGCGCCGCGACGAGCGCCUUCGACUUCGACGACGGCAAGGGCCAGGUUGCCUGUUUCCCAGUAACGCUACCCGACCUCAUCACGAUCUGGAAGGCGACCAAGGUGCCCAACAUCCGAACAUUUGUCCACGCCUCGGGGAAUGCACUGGCAGCCCUACCCACCGGCGAUCUUACGAGCCUGCCUGAUGGCCCAACCGCGCAAGAGAGAGCCGCCAGUCCGUAUCAUGCCUGUGUGGUGGUUACCAGCGAGGACAGGUCUGUCAAGCGUGCGGUGCUGCAUACUGUAAACGGUUACACAUUUACCUCGCAGGCCUCGGUCGAAGCGGUGAAGCGGGUCCUGGCAGGGGAAGCUGCGGGAGGAUUCCAGACGCCGGCGGGCAUGUUUGGGGCACGUUUUGUGGAGAGUGUUGCCGGUACUGAAAUCCAAGAUGCUGUGUAUUAA